AUUUGGGUUAUAAAGGGUCAGUAAAAUUAUUUCAAUUAUUAUAUUUCGUUAUCCUUGUUGCUAAAUAAAUUAAGUAUAUUAUAAAACCGGUAAAAUAUCUUUCUUGUAAAAUGGGAUUUAAAGGAGGACCAGCUCCAAACACAUACAAUCUGCCUGGUGGUACAGGUCAUAACUGUCAUGAUGUGACUAAAUUGCGAGUUCCAGCAUACACUAUGAGGAUCAAGCUAGAUGACAGAUCCGUUGGUCUUGGUCCGGGAAUGUAUAACCUCAAAAAUAAAACAAGAUUUGGUUGCUCAGGAGCUCCAUCAUACACCAUGGCAACUAAACUUCCAGAGCUGUGUGAGUCAUUUAUGAAAUUUUUAUUUUUAAAUAGAUAA
This is a messenger RNA of Homalodisca vitripennis (glassy-winged sharpshooter), 377 nucleotides long. Its product is annotated as outer dense fiber protein 3-like. Bases 111 to 377 code for a protein of 88 amino acids. NCBI's taxonomy places the organism in Eukaryota, Metazoa, Arthropoda, Insecta, Hemiptera, Cicadellidae. The transcript has 2 exons. The record is from RefSeq and is a predicted model, not a curated record.